AUGGUGUCUAAACAACUUAUCCAUGUCAAUGGCUUAAGCUUGACCGUGUAUGGUUUAGAAGAGUAUCAAAAACUCGGCAAAGACACACCUGUGUCUGUCAUGUUUGCUCUCCAUGGUAGACUUCAGAACCAGUCCAAAAUGGAACCUAUUGCACAAGAACUCUGCAAGCUGAAUGAGUUUAGAACAGAAGGAAAACGUCAUAUUUUGGUUGUUACGUUUGACUCUGCAAACCAUGGUAGCAGACUCGUUCAUAAGCUUGCCAAUUUUGCAUGGGUUGAAGGAAAGCACCAGAACCCAAAUCAUGCAAUGGAUAUGUGGGGCAUGGUUAGCUCUGCCACAUCCACUGUUUCUGAAUUAAUUGAUGUGCUGGAGCAUUAUUUGUUUGGCCCUUCUGAAAAUCCUAUUGUACAAGUGUGGGGUGUGCUUGGAUUUUCUAUGGGCGGUCAUGCUGCAUUUUUAGCAGCUGCUAAUGGUAUUAUAGUGUUCCGCCUCUCUUUUUACAAACUGGCUCACCUAUCACUUUUCUUACAGAUCCUCGUAUCACAGUGGCUAUCCCCAUUGUUGGAAUAUCUGAUUUUUUAG
Mucor mucedo is the source of this 582-nucleotide messenger RNA. RefSeq lists its product as uncharacterized. The coding region runs from base 1 to 582 and encodes 193 amino acids. The transcript has 2 exons. NCBI's taxonomy places the organism in Eukaryota, Fungi, Mucoromycota, Mucoromycetes, Mucorales, Mucoraceae. The record is from RefSeq and is a predicted model, not a curated record.